Molecule: messenger RNA, 1098 nt
Organism: Momordica charantia (bitter melon)
Lineage: Eukaryota; Viridiplantae; Streptophyta; Magnoliopsida; Cucurbitales; Cucurbitaceae
Source: RefSeq, a predicted model, not a curated record
AUGGUUGAUUGGUGCUUUCUAGAUGUUGUGUUGUUGCAGAAGGGUUUUGGUAAGAGAUGGAGGAUGUGGAUUAAAGGGUGUGUUUCCUCAGCAAAUUUCUCUGUUUUCAUCAAUGGGAGGCCUAGGGGGAAAAUUUUUGCUACUCGUGGUUUGAGACAAGGGGACCCCUUAUCCCCUUUCCUCUUCACCUUGAUUGGAGACUCCUUCAGUCGGCUUGUUAAUUUUUGUUGUGAGAGGAGAAUCAUUCAGGGUUUUGCUGUAGGUCGAGAAAGGAUUGUGGUGUCACACCUACGGUACGCUGAUGAUACAAUUAUCUUUUGCCCGGCAUACAAAGGUAAUCUGGAUAGGUGGUGGGCUCUUAUCUCCUUGUUCAUUAAAGGCUCGGGUCUCCGUAUAAACUUGGCCAAGACUUCUCUGAUAGGCAUCAAUAUUGGGGAAAAUGAAGCCACUUCCAAGGUAGACAAAAUUGGGUGUCGGGUUGAGCGAAUGUCGUUUCGUUAUUUGGGUCUUCCUCUUGGAGGGAACCAUAGAGUGAUUGUGUUUUGGAGACAUCUGGUGGAGAAGGCACCGGUGAGCAUUACGAAGGAGAUGAAUAAAAUUGUGAGGGACUUAUUUUGGAGUGGAGCUACCUCUCACGGGUGUAAGAACUUAGUGAAGUGGGAUAUUUCUUCCCUUCCGAUGAAGCUUGGGGGCUUAGGCAUUGGGGCUUUCCCCCCAAAAAACAAUGCCCUGCUUAUGAAGUGGUUGUGGCAUUUUACUCGGGAGGAAAAUGCUCUCUGGAGGAGAGUGAUUGCUAGUAUUUAUGGAGUCGACAAAUAUGGGUGGUUGACAAAAGCUCCCAAAGGAAAGGCAAAAGGUAGACCUUGGUUCGAUAUAGCCAAAAAUCUCUCUGCUUUUCAAGAAAUGGUUGUGUUCAAAGCAAAUCAAGGUGACCGGUUAAGUUUUUGGAUGGACAAAUGGGCUGGAAAUUUGCCUCUUCUGGAUGAAUUCCCGGAUAUGUUUGCUCUUUCCUUAAAACAGAAUGCUUAUGUCAAAGAUUGUUGGAAUGAGGAGAACCAGACCUGGGACCUAGCGUUGAGAAGGGGUCUUUUUGAUUGA